This is a messenger RNA of Exophiala aquamarina CBS 119918, 1707 nucleotides long. RefSeq lists its product as uncharacterized. The coding region runs from base 1 to 1707 and encodes 568 amino acids. The transcript has 3 exons. The record is from RefSeq and is a predicted model, not a curated record. NCBI's taxonomy places the organism in Eukaryota, Fungi, Ascomycota, Eurotiomycetes, Chaetothyriales, Herpotrichiellaceae.
AUGGCUCCAAAGUCCAAGGGCGAGCAGCCAGACUUUGUCUUCCUUUCAUAUGCGCCCAAACCCAAUCGAAAAUCUCAGGCGAUCCAAGAUACCCAAAGGCGUGCUCACGCAGCUCGGAAAUCACACGCGCUGGCACGGCAGAGAAGAGGGGUGUUUGAUCAGAGUGGAAACGAUGAGGCGAGUUCAUCAGCUAGUCCAGAAAGUCCCAAGAACAGCCCCCCCAAAGAGUCUACGCCAAACAAAGUUGUGUUCGUUCAGCCCACUGAAGACCUUGAUGAGUCGCUGAAUAUUUUUGGAGAGGAUGAUUCGCAACCAGUGGCCCAACGUGACCAGAUGCAGCUUUGGUCCCCUGCCUACAGCACCCCAGCUACAACUUUGCUCGGACAAGGAACCGUGGACCCCUUUGAUGUAUUUGCAGUAAAGGACCUUCCGCCAUAUGUCUACAAGGUCUUAGAUAUAGCUGCGGACAUGAAAUGGGGACACCUUAAGCCAUCGGUCCUCAAUCAACGAUCCAAUCCACUCAAAAGAGCAUGGCUACGAGCGAACAUGGAAUCGCCCGCUGUUUUGCAUGCCAUGGUGUACGGCAUGCUUGUUUCGUUAGACUCAAUACAAUCGCCGAUCGAACCCGGAAACACUCUGAGCCUGAAGCAUCAGACAUACGCUAUGAGUUUAUUGCAGAAGGAAUUGCAAGCACUUGGCGACGGCAUACCGCAUCAGAAUAUUCUGCUGGCUAUAAUAACGCUUGCUGCGCAUGGUGAACCUGUCCGAGACCAACAUUUUGCUCCAUUAGGCUACCCCGAAUCACCGCUGGCAAAGACUCAAAAUCUCCACAUAUAUGGCUUGUUGAAAUUAGUACCCGAGCACACGUACGCGAUGUUCAUGAUACUCGAACGAAUUGGAGGAGUAGAAGCUGUAACGCUCUACGGUCUACGAGAUACCGUUGACUUUUGCGACCUAUAUUUCGCCACUCGCUUGGGAACUCCUCCCAGACUCGCAUAUCGUCACCCUAUCUAUCCGUUGAUCUCAGAUAUCGAGUACACCCCCGAUUUGAUCGCUGAACAACUUCUCCUCAAAUCCGGCAGAUCCCUAAUAAGCCUUCCAGCAUUGAUCGAGGAAUACCAAGAAGUCGUUGGAAUGUCGGCAGUACUUCUUGCAGGUCUCGAUCAGUACCAAAGAGAAACAGCAUCAGCUCCUAGCUUGCCGUCUUUGGUUCGUGCAAGGUCUGCUCUUCAGUAUAAGCUGACCUCUCUACAACCCGUCGACAUGAUGCUAGCCGCGUUCGAUGAACAGGUUUGCGAGAUCUGCCGCCUUACUCUCCUUAUAUUUAGCAAUAUGGUAUUCUUCCCACUUCCACGCGUGUCCGGCGUCAACGAACGCCUCAUCGCGAGUCUACGCUACAGCCUUGCCACCACUGGUGCUGAUUUUUUGGUGCAGCAUCUGGGCUUGUUGACUUGGGCUUUGACCAUAGGGGGUAUCGCAGCUUUCUCAACGAAACAUCGCUCUUGGUUCGUCUCCACAUUUCGAGAGAAGCUCCUAUGGCAUCCAGAUGACUGGGAGGGGGUCGAGGAGGUUCUCGCCGCCCACCUCUGGUGGGAUUACGUGUGUGAAGACCCUGGUAAAAUGUUUUGGAAGGAAGUCCAUUCUGUUCAUCGCUCCUCCUCUUUCUCCGGUGGUGGAAUCAGCCUGCCAUUCUACGGUCCUUCCUGA